Molecule: messenger RNA, 951 nt
Organism: Macrosteles quadrilineatus (aster leafhopper)
Lineage: Eukaryota; Metazoa; Arthropoda; Insecta; Hemiptera; Cicadellidae
Exons: 3
Coding region: 32-847 (271 amino acids)
Source: RefSeq, a predicted model, not a curated record
AGGGUAGGCACUUCACUCACCACAACCAACAAUGAAGGUCCUCCUGAUUUCCGCCGCCCUCGUCGCCGCCGCCCUGUGUGCCGCCCCAGCACCGCCCGCGGGGUGGACGCCAUCAGGAAGACUCCUCCUGGUACCCGCCCGCCUGGAGGCUUACCCACCCCCGGCCGAGUACCCCCAGACCACCGUCCAGCCAGAGACCAACCAGACUCACGUUGCUCAGGAAUCUGAGUCAGACGAAAGCCAGUCUGGAAAGUUGCUGGAGAGCGGAGAGUACUACGUGUUGUUGCCCGACGGCCGCCUUCAGAUGGUGAAGUACGCUACUGCAGCUCUCAAGUCUGGGGAGACCGACUCCAAGGAUGCGAAGAACGAACAAACCCAGAACAACCCAGCGGAACAGUUCCAGAACGCUUACUACAUCCAGGCCCAGGAGGAACAAAAGCAGGAACAACCCGCUCAAUACAACAACGCUCCUUACAAGUUCCAGCCAGCUGCUUACCCCGUGUUUAUCCGACCUCAAGAGAGCGACAGCUCCCGGUACACCGCUGAGAACUCCCAGAACUUCCAGAAUUUCCAGAAGUUCCAGAAGCCCGAGGAAUCCAAGUUCCAGCAGGUCAAGGAGGAGCCAAACUACCAGAUCGACUUUGUCCAGUUCCCUCUGCAAGGCGCUCAGCAGUUCUCUCAGACCAAGUUGCAGCUCAGUGAGGUCAAGUCUGAACAAACCAAGGCCGAGGAGAAGGAAGAAGCCUCUGGGUUCGAGGCUAACCUCCAGUACAGAGAAGUGAAGCCCAUCUCCGCUCCCAUCUACGCGUACAACCCCACCCCGUUGGUUCGCAUACUCAAGAAGUAAAAGAAAUAUUUGUAUUUGUGCAAAAGGUCAACAUGUCUUUAAUUUAUAUAUUUAAAUGUAUGGUAUUUAAUUAUUUAUUUGAAAUCUUGUGAAUAAUAAAACCA